Neocloeon triangulifer is the source of this 4260-nucleotide messenger RNA. It is a transcript of the gene emb, whose product is annotated as exportin-1. Gene Ontology annotation, molecular function: small GTPase binding; nuclear export signal receptor activity. The record is from RefSeq and is a predicted model, not a curated record. Gene Ontology annotation, cellular component: nucleus; cytoplasm. Lineage: Eukaryota; Metazoa; Arthropoda; Insecta; Ephemeroptera; Baetidae. The transcript is spliced from 18 exons. Gene Ontology annotation, biological process: ribosomal large subunit export from nucleus; protein export from nucleus; ribosomal small subunit export from nucleus. The coding region runs from base 159 to 3365 and encodes 1068 amino acids.
UUGCUUUCGGCAAAAUUCCGGAAACACUCGACCGUUCAUGCCAUCCUCAAAACCAGUUUAUACUGGAUUUGCGCCUCUCAAAUACACUGAUGUUGUAGAUUUUCAAAGUUUCGAAGCCUUAAAUUCGUGUUAAGGAGGAGCAACAAUACUACCUUACCAUGGCGACGAUAACAGAGCAAGCAAUGAAAUUGCUCGAUUUCAACCAGAAGCUGGACAUCACCUUGCUGGACAACAUAGUCGGCUGCAUGUAUACUGGAAUAGGAGAGCAGCAACGAGCGGCCCAAGAAGUGUUGACUACCCUGAAGGAACACCCUGACGCGUGGACGAGGGUCGAUACAAUCUUGGAGUACUCCAGCAACCAGCAAACCAAGUACUUUGCUCUUCAAAUUUUAGAGCAAGUCAUCAAAACCAGGUGGAAAGUCUUGCCUCGAGCGCAGUGUGAAGGUAUCAAGAAAUACAUUGUGGGACUUAUCAUCAAAACCUCUUCAGAUGCUUCAACCUUAGAGGCUGAGAAAGUCUAUCUGAAUAAGCUUAACAUGAUUCUUGUCCAGGUUUUGAAACGAGAAUGGCCAAACAACUGGCAGUCGUUCAUUCCUGACAUUGUGGGUGCAAGUAAAACAAAUGAAAGCCUGUGCCAAAACAACAUGGCAAUUUUGAAGCUGCUAAGUGAAGAGGUUUUCGACUUCUCCAGUGGACAAAUGACACAAAGCAAGGCAAAGUUUUUGAAGGACUCCAUGUGCAACCAGUUUGGCCAAAUAUUCACUCUUUGUCAAUUUGUCAUGGAGUCUUCACAAAACGCACCUCUAGUUGCGUCAACUCUGGAGACACUUCUUAGGUUCCUCAAUUGGAUUCCGUUGGGCUACAUUUUUGAAACAAAGCUCAUCAGCACUCUCAUAUACAAGUUUCUCGGAGUGCCGCUGUUCCGCAAUGUGACACUAAAGUGCUUAACCGAGAUUGCCGGUGUGACAGUCACAAACUAUGACGACAUGUUUGUUGUACUUUUUACGGACACAAUGAUUCAGCUGGAGCAGAUGCUGCCGUUGAAUACAAAUAUCCGAGAGGCUUAUUCAAGAGGCCAGGAUGCUGAGCAGAACUUCAUCCAGAAUUUGGCUAUGUUCCUGUGCACCUAUCUAAAAGAGCAUGGCAGCUUAAUAGAACAGAAACAUAUCGAUGAUACCCUUUUGAAGGCCCUGCAUUAUCUUGUACUGAUCUCAGAGGUAGAGGAAGUCGAAAUCUUUAAGAUCUGCUUAGAGUACUGGAAUAGUUUGAGUGCUGACCUCUAUCGCGAAAGUCCCUACCCCACGCAGUCCAGUCCUCUGUUCCUUGGGAAGAUCAACUCUACCCUUCCACCCAGAAGGCAGUUCUACAGUCCUGUUCUAACAAAGAUUCGGUACAUCAUGAUCAGCCGAAUGGCCAAGCCUGAAGAAGUCCUUGUGGUGGAGAACGAGAAUGGUGAAGUUGUGCGAGAGUUCAUGAAGGACACGGACUCCAUCAAUCUGUACAAAAACAUGCGUGAGACUUUGGUAUACCUAACUCACUUGGACUACGCAGACACCGAGCGUAUCAUGACAGAGAAACUUCUCAACCAAGUCAAUGGAACCGAGUGGUCAUGGAAAAACCUAAAUACGCUUUGUUGGGCAAUAGGUAGCAUCUCUGGAGCCAUGCACGAAGAAGACGAAAAGAGGUUCUUGGUCACUGUCAUUAAAGAUCUUCUGGGUCUAUGUGAGCAGAAGAAAGGCAAAGACAACAAGGCCAUCAUUGCUUCCAACAUUAUGUAUGUUGUUGGGCAAUAUCCCAGAUUCCUCAGAGCGCACUGGAAGUUCCUCAAAACUGUGGUCAACAAACUAUUUGAAUUCAUGCACGAAACCCACGAUGGUGUGCAGGACAUGGCUUGUGACACAUUUAUCAAGAUUGCUCUCAAGUGUAGGAGGCAUUUUGUGCAAAUGCAGGUUGGAGAGGUAAUGCCGUUCAUCGAGGAAAUUUUGGCCAGCAUCAGUACAAUCAUUUGUGACUUGCAGUCUCAGCAAGUUCACACAUUUUACGAGGCUGUCGGUUACAUGAUUAGUGCCCAAGUUGACCAGCGAGUUCAGGACCACUUAAUCGAGAGCUACAUGAUGCUGCCCAACCAAGUAUGGGAUGACAUCAUCGGUCAGGCCUCUAAGAACGUCGACGUUCUCAAAGACCAGGAGGCGGUCAAGCAGCUCUCCAGCAUACUGAAAACCAAUGUCAGAGCCUGCAAAGCGCUCGGCCACCCAUAUGUACUCCAACUUGGUCGCAUCUACCUUGACAUGCUGAAUGUGUACAAAGUAAUGAGUGAAAACAUCAUAUCUGCCAUUGCACUGAAUGGCGAACAAGUUACUAAGCAGCCCCUCAUCAAAGGCAUGCGCGUCGUCAAGAAGGAAACUUUGAAACUCAUCUCUGACUGGGUCAGCAGAUCCAACGACCCACAAAUGGUGUUGGAAAACUUCAUUCCUCCUCUCUUGGAUGCUGUUCUGCUCGACUACCAGCGCACUAGUGUUGCUGCUGCUAGGGAACCUGAAGUUCUCAGCACCAUGGCAACUAUUGUCAAUAAGUUAGGCAAUCACAUCACUCCCGAGGUGCCCAAAAUUUUCGAUGCUGUAUUUGAAUGCACCCUGCAGAUGAUCAACAAAGACUUUGAAGAGUACCCUGAGCACAGAACGAAUUUCUUCCUCCUUCUGCAGGCAGUGAACAACCAUUGCUUCCCAGCAUUCCUCAACAUCCCUCCUGCCCAAUUCAAGCUGGUUCUUGACUCAAUCAUUUGGGCUUUCAAACACACAAUGAGGAAUGUUGCAGACACAGGCCUUCAAAUCCUCCACCAGCUUUUGCAAAAUGUUGAGCUGCAUGACGAGGCAGCACAAAGCUUCUACCAAACCUAUUUCACCGACAUACUGCAGCACAUUUUCUCAGUGGUGACGGACACGUCGCACACAGCUGGUCUAACCAUGCACGCCACCAUCCUGGCCUACAUGUUCUCCAUGGUGGAGAUGGGCAAGAUUAGUGUGCCUCUUGGCCCUGGCGCCACCUCGGCUGCCGAGAAUGUGCUCUACAUUCAGGAGUUUGUUGCAAAUCUGCUGAGGCAGGCGUUCCCUCACUUGACGGACAACCAGAUCAAGAUCACUGUGCAGGGUCUGUUCAACCUCGACCAGGACAUCAACGCCUUCAAGGAGCACUUGAGAGAUUUCCUUGUUCAGAUCAGGGAGUACACGGGAGAGGACGAUUCAGACUUGUUCUUGGAGGAGCGAGAACAAGCGUUGCGACAAGCGCAAGAUGAGAAGAGACGUGUACAAAUGGCAGUGCCUGGCAUUCUGAACCCUCACGAAAUGCCUGAAGAGAUGCAGGACUAGGAUAAAUCUGAAGUAAUACACGCGACACACAAAAUAACAACAGUGAUGACAUUAGAGUUAGUUGUACCAGGUUAAUGUUUUGCUGUACCCUUCGUUUUAACCAUAUCCGCGAGUCUAACAUUCUUCGAAAUAUAUUUCCCCGACAGCCAGAGCGAGGACUUGCGGCGGAGCAAUUUUUUAAACUUUCCAAUAUGAGAAUUUAAAACACCCAUUUAUGCAGCAACGGAAUCUAGUUUUGCAAAAUGAUGCAAUUAUUACAUCGUCAAUACCUUCACCGUCACAAAGUGAGGUUGCAUGUGAGAGGAUGAAUGCCGGAGUUUUUAUCUUUUCCAGUUUAUUUGCUAUUUAUGGACCAAGACUGCCAAAACAUUAACAGGAAAAUCCUAACAGCUACGUGUCGCUGGUUUCUUUUGUUUCAUUACCUUCUUUAAAUUAGUAAAAAAAAAUCAAUCUCGAAGAAGCUUGUAAUCCAGGCCCACCCGAGCAGCCAGCAUUUUCAUCAUUCAUCAUUGCCUGAUUAGCGUACGCCUUUAGCUACCAUUAAUUUUGACUUCGUACAAUUUAAGGAACUCCAAAGUGUUUGUGUGCGAGGUAAAAACAGUGCUAAUCUAAUAAUUUUGACAGAUGCGCAAAGGGUGUCCUAAUCAUUUUUUUUCUAACACACAUACAGUAGUAGUUCUUUUAUUGUAAUGUGAACUUGUCAGUGAAAACAGCAAUGCACUUCUGUUUAAAGAGGUUGAUAACUACUCAUCUUGAAAGGGUUCAUAACCCUUCAGGGUCGAUGUGAAAUUAGAUUUCAAACAUGUUUUUGGUAUGAUGGCUGCUUACGUAUACAUGCUUUUGUAAGUUAGAAUGCAAUGUGAAGAUAAAUCAAUAAACAUAUUUUACACAUAAU